This is a messenger RNA of Symbiodinium pilosum, 1797 nucleotides long. The record is from the annotation of a GenBank genome assembly. NCBI's taxonomy places the organism in Eukaryota, Dinophyceae, Suessiales, Symbiodiniaceae.
AUGCAACAAGCAGAGCCGCCCAGCACCGCUUCAGCACCUGCUUCAAGUGCAGCGGUCAGGCGACUGCGACGAGACCUGGAGUCCUUACAAGUCUCGGGCAAUCCCCAAAUACUAGUGCGGCCAUCAGAGGAAAGCCUUCUGGAAUGGCACUUUGUUCUUCAUUCGCUGCCAGAUGACACUCCAUACAGCAAAGGCUGCUACCAUGGCAAGAUCCUUUUUCCUAGCAGCUACCCGCAUGCCCCUCCAGCGAUUGUGAUGAUCACACCGAGUGGCAGAUUGGAGACUGGCAAGCGGCUUUGCCUCAGCAUGACAGACUUUCAUCCAGAGAGCUGGAACCCAGCAUGGUCCAUUGAGACCAUUCUUGUGGGUCUCUUGUCUUUCUUCAUCUCCAACGAGAAAGGCUAUGGUUCGGUGCAGGCACCAGACGAGCACCGUCGCGAUCUUGCAAUGUCCUCCUGGGAAGCGAAUGCUGCCUCAGAAACUUUCGUGGCACUCUUUCCCGAGUUCAAAAAUACCAGCGUCCUUGUCCAGGAGGCAGGUGAGGAGCCUGGUGCGGACUUAAACGAAGUUGACACCAGAGAUCUGAUACAUGAGUUGCCUGCUGAUGCUGUACCGGACUUGGAGGCUGCAGUUUCUGAGGAGCCGACUGAGUGUUGGAUCUGUCGCGACACAACCUCCGAGCCAUUAAUUCAGCCAUGCCUGUGCCGUGGCUCUAUGAGCGGCGUUCAUGCUAGCUGUGUAGAGGAAUGGAUCCGACACCAUCGACGGACUGCGACCAACGAUUCGCCACCGCAAUGCUCUGUGUGUCACCAGCCAUAUCAUGGCUCUGAGAGGAUACCGGGUGUACGGGACUUUGUGCGACACAAGUGCCGUGACUUCGGUAUGCAGUGCAUCAGAACGCUCCUCCUGGUUCUUUUGCUCAUGACCUACCAGGUGAGUGCCCUGAACAGCAGCAGCUUGCAUUUAUCGCUUCCUGUGCGUAUCCUGGGCAUAUCUGCUUUCUCAGCGCUGGCGCUAUAUCGAUUCUUGGUGUUAUUGGUCUCGCUGCCUCCCUAUCGCCUGCCUCCGACAAGCAGAGUUUUACUCAAGUUGUUCAUUGCGGACCCAAAGCUCCUGGCCCUGCACAUUGCAGAAGCCUCUGCCACUGUCACUGUAAUGGCAUUUUGGUGCAUCUCUGGCUUCAUGACCUGGCCAUACUUUGUUCCAUUCGGUGUUGCUGCUGGGCUGCUGUUGAUCAAGCUUGCCUGCAGGCAGCCCUCAGCUGACUGCUUUGGGCGAUUUGGGCGCAUCCUGCUUUGCAUCAUCUUGUCCCCGGCCAUCCUUCUUUGGGGUCUCAUCUUGCUCAUCAGGAAGUAUCCGCAUCUUGUGCUUCACCCUCUUGGUCCUGGACCACACUUGAUUCUAGCCAUCGCAGUGAUUCCAAUGGCCCUCACGCUGCAGUCCAAUUUACCCCUGCUGAUUCUUUGGGGGACACACAGCAUAGCGCUCAUCCUGGGUCUCGCAGAGCUCUUUGCACUGAAGCGCUUCCGCUGGAAGCGUGGCGUGGCGUGGGGCUUCGUCGUUCAGGCCACCUUGCUGGCGUGCUAUUUGAGCAACAUUUGCGUGUUCCCCGCAGGAAUUGGCGAUGCCAACCAGUCCACAUUCAUUGUUGCAGGCAGCUCUGUGGCGUGGAUGUGCCUGAUGUUCGGCCUGUGCCUGAAGAUAAACUGGGAGCUGUGCAUGCAGUACUAUCGCACGUGGCAGCGACGCCAUGGCAGCUUCACUUUGAACACUGCAGCAGAAGGAGCUAUCCAGUGA